Coregonus sp. 'balchen' is the source of this 8755-nucleotide messenger RNA. The record is from the annotation of a GenBank genome assembly. NCBI's taxonomy places the organism in Eukaryota, Metazoa, Chordata, Actinopteri, Salmoniformes, Salmonidae.
GGGACAGGAUUUUUUCAACGUUGUCCAGCUGACCCCUUCCUCUCUCCUAGAGCUCAAUGAAACUGUCCUCUGCACCAAUGACCAGAUGGAGGUGGUCAUUCCCAGUGCCUUCUUCUUCAACAAAGUGCCACCCAUUUAUGUAAGUUCAGUGUCAACCAGAAUUAAUAUUACUUUAUAUUACAGCUUACUUACCAUGAACUCACUGUUAAGUUUGAUAUAAUAGAUUACUCCCUGUGUGUUGCGCUGUGCUAUGCCAUAUUGUGCUGUAUUGUUCUCUAGUAAUCUCAACACCCAGAACCAAAUCAACAUUUUAAUAUUAAGGCUGUCAGGAAGGUCUACUGUAGUUCUCUAGUGAAGUCCCUUCCUCUCUUUCUUAGGUCUGGGAUUUGCACCUAAAUGACCCAGAGUGCCGUGGUGUUGAGAUUGAAGAUGACUAUGUCUUUAGCAUCAAGACCAAUCUCUCUGACUGUGGGACAAUCGUGGUAAGACUUUGAGCUUUUCUCCCCUAGAAAUGCCCUUUCAUAUUAGGGGCAUUUCAUUGCCAUUCUCUGAUGAUUGCUUUGGGAGAUUAAGAUUUACUUGUCUACGCCAACUAUGAAGGAUUUAACCUCGUAAAGUAAACAAAGUAGUAACCUUUGUCGUUCAGAGCAACCCUGACAAAGAAGAAAAACAUUAGCACCAGUAACAUAGAGACAAACUACAGUUUGGAUCCCUUUUACUAGCCACAUAAAAUCCCCAUCACAGUAAAUUAUCUAAUUUUACGAUGCAGCUCUGUUAUACUGAGCUCUGGCCUAACGUCUGGUGUAGUAUUGUAGAACUUCCCUGCACUGGUUUGUGCCAGAAAAGAACUUAAAGGGACACUUCAGGAUUUUGGCAAUGCCCUUUUUCUACUUCCCCACAGUCAGAUGAACUAGUAGAGACCAUUUUUAUGUCUGUGUGUCCAGUAUGAAGGAAGUUCGAGGUAGUUUCGCAAGCCAAUGCUACCCAUAGACUUCCAAGUAUCCUUUAAUUGGGUGAGCUAACUGGGAGUUUGGAUACACACUAUGCUCAAAAUAGCUAGCAUGAAUAACACCUCUUUUCAUUUAUACAUUACAUACAUGGACCUCUGCUGUCAGUUUCCUGCAAUGAAAUUAUCUCAUAAUCUGUAAAAAGCGUGAGGGACCCAGAGAGACAGAAAGAGAGAGGGGAGGAAUAAGUAGCCUAUAUUUAAAAGAAAAUGGGAGUGUUGUUCCUUUGCCCUCCCAAGAGCCACUGGACUUUAUUCAAAGCAGCGAGGAGUGGGUGGGAGCUCUAAAUUAUCAGGACUUACAUGGAAAUGAGCAUGUUUUCAGACCUGCUGAAUAGCCAGGCUAUAAUUCAGUGGCCCACUUUGUGGUCGCCCCUUUUGGUGGCAGUAGCACAGCUCAGAGGACAAUUUUAACUUUGGCGUGGUAUAAAUCUGUACUCAAGACCAUGAGUGUCAUUGAAACGCUUGCUUAGAAUGCACAGAGGCAUUUCUUGUAAAGCAAGCAAAAGGUUAACCACAGCUUUGUGUGGGGAGAAAAUCUCCCUCUUUCUCUACCCUCUGAGGUUUUACAAGGCUUUAGCUUCAGCAUACCAGACCUAGUGAAAGUAGUAAGCCUGCUUUGCUUUUGGGAUUAGACACUGUUGGGAAAAGAAGGGAAUGCCAUAGUUACCAAACACUCCUCCUUUUCACCUUGAGAGGUAGAAGUAGACCCUCGUAAAGCUAUUGAACCCCACAGACAGGACCGGAGCGACUAGCAAGUGGGAAUGUAAUGACUCUCCACACUUGAAAAGUGAAAUGAUCUAAACAACUAGAAAUAAAUUGGACUUGAAGAUUUUGUCGCCCAUUGCUAUAAUCAUUGUGGUCUCUCUGUUUGUCAAAUUGCAUGAGUUUGUUAAUUAACCAUUCAUAAGAACCCAAGGUCAGUGAGCAGAGCAUUAUUCCUACAGAGUAAUGAAGACGUUAGUGCACUAUAGAGGGAAUAGGCUGCUAUUUAAGACGCGUUCUCUGUGGGACAGACCGUGAGUGGUAGGCCCAGUGGGGGGCUGUGUAUUUACCCUGGGGUAAUAAAGCAGUACUAGACAGUAAGGGCAAGGGGCAAUUCAUCCUUCUCAAUGGCCAUGGGACCAGUCCUCCAUUUGCUCUCAACAGGGAUCCGGACACAACCCGGUCACAACCUUUUCAUCCAACCCCUCUUUAUGGUUUCUGCCUACGUCAGUAGUCUGCUACUAAACAUUUGAACUGUAUUACUCACACAUUUUAUUUAUUUUAUUAUUUAACCUUUAUUAACGCUGGGCCAAUUGUGCGCCGCCCUAUGGGACUCCCAAUCACGGCCGGAUUGUGAUACAGACUGGAAUCGAACCAGGGUCUGUAGUGAAACCUCUAGCACUGAGAUGCAGUGCCUUAGACCGCUGCGCCACUCGGGAGCACAUUCUAUAAUGACAGAAAAUUACAGUGCUACUGUACGUAGGCGCUCUGGUUGGGGAAAGAGUCAUCUUGGAACCCAGAACCAAAUCUUGCAUGGGCUAGCCAGCUACUCAAUUUGAUAUUUAUGUUAACAGUAUGUCACAUGAAAUUAAGGAAAGCGUUUUGGUGAAUGUAGCAGGGUUUGUGACAUGUAGUUUGCGCUAGGUCACCCUUUCAUGGUUAUCAAUCUGCAGUUACAGCACUUCCAAAGUGACUAAUUUAGUUACUUCCAAAGUUGCACCAUAAUGGAAUAACGAUUCAUACUUCUCUUUCUAGGCAUCGGAUGAUACACAUAUUAUGUUCAUUAACACCAUACGCAACAACGAUUCGGAUGUCGUCACAAGGAACUACAUAAACAUCACGUUUGUCUGCCGCUACCCAAUAAACUACAUGGUCCAGCAACCUAAUGGGGAAAACAUGAUCAGGGUGGAUGUCAAGUAAGAUAUCUAGUUAUGGCUAUUAAAAAUGGUCAUAGAUUUUCAUUACGAGUUCAUUAAUACCUGGUUUAAACUUUCAUUAACAUUAUUCACACAGUCUUAAUUGGCCAAAGAAGCUGAUCUAAAAGAGGACAUUUUAUGUUCUAUGUAGUGCUUGUAGUUUGUAGAAUACAUCAAUCCAAUCACUUCUAAGCUCUCUGUGGGGCGACCAGAACUGCCACUUAAAUCGAAUUUUGGACUUGUAACUGUAACUCAAGCACUGCAUCUAUACAAUCUAUACUAUUCUCUCCAGGACAAUCACUCUGAACACAGAAGAUGGGAACUUCUCUGUGUCCAUGUUGCUGUAUAAAGACGAGGACUUUGAGGACAAGUGGACCACUGUGCCCUCACUGACACUGGAUGACAACAUCUACGUUAAAGUUUUCAUGGUAAAGGUCAUCAUGUGAUUUCAUUCUGUUUGAUAUCUGUUGUAUUUUUUUCCAACCUGGACUCAGGGGUAGACGUAACAUAGUAAAAUAUGUAUGAUAUGUUGUGUUUUGCGUAGUAUGUAUUAAUUUGUGGAUGUCUAUCAUCCAUUUCGUAUGAUAUGUUACAAAUUACAAUUCGUACAAUAUGUUACAAAUUGCAAUUCGUACAAUAUGUUACUAAUUUGCCAAACGUAUGAUAUGUUAUGAAUUCCAAUUUGUUGUGCCUAAUGUUAGCUAGGUGGCUAAAGUUAGCUAGUGUUAAGGUUAGGAGUUAGGGUAGGGGAAGGGUUAGCUAACAUGCUAAGUAGUUGCAAAGUAGCCAAAAAAUUGUAAGUAGUUGCAAAGCUGCUAAAAUGUUAAAGUUGUCCGUGAUGAGAUUUGAACACGCAACCUUUGCGUCCAGCACUCCACCCCGACCAACCACCCUACUUUAGUUUUUGCCUUAAGUAACCUUCUGUCUUACGUAACCAUACCAAACGUAACAUAUCAUACUAAUUUGAGUGCCCCAGAUUUACAUUUACUGUGUUACGUCUAGUCUGAGACCAGGCUGAUUUAUUUUUCUUAUUGUCAUUGCAACCACACUUGACACCAUCAGUCUUCUAGGAGUUGUGUUGUUGAAAUAUGAAAUCAGAGCUGAUCAUGUGAUCAUGACCAGCAGAUAUUUAGUUAGGCUAGUUAACUGAAGUACCAACCAAUGUGGUGUAACUUACUGUGCAGCUUUUGAACGUUAGAAUAGACCCAAUUCUGUGUAAGCUUACCGUGGUUGAGCCGUUUCUCCCUCUUGCUAGAUAAAGAUGAGCACCUUUAGUGAGUGUUGAGCUGAAGACCAGUCUUUGGCCCUGGCCAUAGACAUACGGUAAAUGUCAAGUAUAUUGGCUCUGAUCCAAUGUGAUUGUCUGUUGCUCCAUCUUUGGCUUCCAGGAAACCCUAGUUCCCACUGUUGUUUACUCUCUCUUUCAUUGUACAUCUGUUGACCUGCUGACUUGGUCAAAAUAUUUACUGAGUGCAGUGCAGGCCAGAGACACCUCUCUCUCUGUCUCGCUCUCUCUCUCUAUCUGUGUGUGGGUGUGGGUCACUGACUGUAGUCCCGGUUUGUCUCUCUCUCUCUUAGAUACCGGCUCAUCUUUUGCUGCGUGUGGAGAGGUGCUGGGCUACCCCAACCAAUGACCCGUACAGCAACAUCCAGUACACCUUCAUCAAGGACAGGUCUUUUCAAAGAAAGUUUAACAUUAUAUCACUGUGUAUUAUAAGCCCUCUCAUCACAUAUUGCUCUUCAUUCUGUUUAUUAGAAUUCAAAAAUGUGUUAUGGAGGCCUAUCUAAAUGUACAGUGCAUUCGGAAAGUAUUCAGACCCCUUGACUUUUUCCACAUUUUGUUACGUUACAGCCUUAUUCUAAAAUGGAUUAAAUAAAUAAAAAUCCUCAUCAAUCUACACACAAUACCCCAUAAUGAUUAAGUGAAAACAGGUUUUUAGAAAAAACAGAAAUACCUUAUUUACAUAAGUAUUCAGACCCUUUGCUAUGAGACUCGAAAUUGAGCUCAGGUGCAUCCUGUUUCCAUUGAUCAUCCUUGAUGUUUCUACAACUUGAUUGGAGUCCACCUGUGGUAAAUUCAAUUGAUUGGAUAUAAUUUGGAAAGGUCCCACAGUUGACAGUGCAUGUCAGAGCAAAAACCAAGCCAUGAGGUCGAAGGAAUUGUCCGUAGAGCUCCGAGUCAGGAUUUUAUCGAGGCACAGAUCUGGGGAAGGGCACCAAAACAUUUCUGCAGCAUUGAAGGUCCCCAAGAACACAAUGACAUCCAUCAUUCUUAAAUGGAAGAAGUUUGGAGACCGAUGGCCACUCUGAUAGAGCUCCAGAGUUCCUCUAUAGAGAUGGGAGAACCUUCCAGAAGGACAAACAUCUCUGCAGCACUCCACCAAUCAGGCCUUUAUGGUGGCGAGACGGAAGCCACUCCUCAGUAAAAGGCACAUGACACCCGCUUGGAGUUUGCCAAAAGGCACCUUAAGGACUCUCAGACCAUGAGGAACAAGAUUCUCUGGUCUGAUGAAACCAAGAUUGAACUCUUUGGCUUGAAUGCCAAGCAUCACGUCUGGAGGAAACCUGGCACCAUCCCUACGGUGAAGCAUGGUGGUGGCAGCAUCAUACUGUGGGGAUGUUUUCCAGCGGCAGGGACUGGGAGACUAGUCAGGAUCGAGGGCAAGAUGAACGGAGCAAAGUACAGAGAGAUCCUUGAUGAAAGCCUGCUCCAGAGCGCUCAGGACCUCAGACUGAUGCGAAGGUUCACCAUCCAACAGGACAACGACCCUAAGUACACAGCCAAGACAACGCAGGAGUGGCUUCGGGACAAGUCUCUGAAUGUCCUUGAGUGGCCCAGCCAGAGCCUGGACUUGAACCUGAUCUAACAUCUCUGGAGAGACCUGAAAAUAGUUGUGCAGCGAUGCUCCCCAACCAACCUGACAGAGCUUGAGAGGAUCUGCAGAGAAGAAUGCGAGAAACUCCCCAAAUACAGGUGUGCCAAGCUUGUAGCGUCAUACCCAAGAAGACUCGAUGCUGUAGUCGCUGCCAAAGGUGCUUCAACAAAGUACUGAGUGAAGGGUCUGAAAACUUUUGUAAAUGUGAUAUUGAAGUUUUUUUUUUUAAUAAAUGUGCAAAAGUUUAUAAAAAACGGUGUUUGCUUUGUCAUUAUGGGGUAUUGUGUGUAGAUUGAGGGGGGGGAAAAACAAUUUCAUCCAUUUUAGAAUAAGGCUGUAACGUAACAAAAUGUGGAAAAUGUCAAGGGGUCUGAAUACUUUCCGAAUGCACUGUAUAUUUUUGUAGUGUCACACUUUCAACCACACUUGACACCAGCACAUAUUCCUCUGGGAAUGGCGUUGUUGAAAUAUGAAAUAAGAGUUGUUGAAUUGCUUAGACUUAAGAGUUGGGGGUAACACAACAACUUCAGACCCCUGUCACGUGACCCAGGACCCAGAUCAACAGCUGUGCAUGUCCUUGACAACCAGGACAUAUGUUGUACUGUUAGCAACAGCACAGCAAUGACUUGCACAAGUACUUCUGUUUACUAUGUCUGAGAAGAAAACACUUAAAAGGAUCUGCCUUGUCAUUCCCAGAAUCCCAUUAUGAAAGAUGGGAAUAUCACAAUCACAAAGUGCUCUGCUCUUACAUGGCAUGUGUUCAGUGUAAACAAGUGAAUGUAGAUUAUUUGUCUGGGUUUUGUAUCAGGUGUUAGUAUAGCAUACCAGGAAUGAUUUCAUUAACCAACACAUUCUAAAAUGUAUGAUAUCUUAUUCAACGGUUGCACAUGCUGCCUCUGAUACUGAUGCGAUCCACUGCCUGUUCUAUCUCUCUCGCUCUCUCUCUUGCUCUUUCGCUCACUCUCUCUCUUACUCUCUCUCUAUCUCUCGCUCUCUCGUGUGUGUUUCAGCUGCCCCGUGUUGUCAAACGAACAGACGUUGACAGUGCUGAAGAAUGGACAGGGGCCAGAGGCUAUGUUCAGGAUACAAAUGUUCAAGUUUGUGGGCAGCUCUUACAAGGAUGUGUUUCUCCACUGCAAUGUUCAGAUCUGUCACAACACACCUGGGGUCUGUCAGCCUGUGAGUGAUCCCUCCCCCUUUCUUCAUUCUGAUGAUGCUCACUGGCUCAUUCAAACCCUAGUUUAUAACAAGGGCCUACUGCUGUCAUAAAUAAAGACAAUGAAAAAACUUGAUUUAUUUGCAACUGGUGUUAAUUAAAGAAAUAUGUGAUCAUUUUGGAAAUGUAAAAGGAAAAGUAAAUAUGGUAAUAAUGCUGUGAUAAUACUUUAAUGAAGCUAUAUAAAUGCUUGUUGUACCUUAAUAUUAAUAUUUCCAUGUAACAGAACUGUUCUGGUGAGGAUAGCUCCAGGCGGAUGAGAAGAGAUGUUGCCAUGUCCCAUACAGUAUCUUAUGGACCAAUCAGGCGACGUCUGCCUGAGAGUGACCAACCCAGCCUGAGUAAGUCUCACAAUAAAGGCUCUUUAUUUAUUAUCACCAACAUACUGUACUGGGUUGUGUUCAGUAGAGAUACAACUUUUGUAUUAGAGUGAAACAGGGAGAUACUACCUGAGCUUGUCCAAUAAGAACAUAGCCAAAUUCAGUAGCCAAAUAUUGUCGAACAUUGUAGAUAGAAAUGCCAUGAUAGAGCCAACAUGAUGCCAUGAUAGAGCCAACAUGAUUCCUUAUUCUACAUGGCAGAGACAGACCUGGGUUCAAAUACAUGUGUAUUUGAUUAUUUGUUCUUUAAAAACGUAUUUUCUGUGUAUUUGAGUAUUUGCACAAAAUCAAAAAUCAACUACUUCUAUUGGAAGCAUUUGAAAGUAUUUCAAAUUCAUUUCCUAUAAAUAGUCCACUAUUUGAAAGUAUUUUCUAAUACCUGGGUUAAAUGCAUGGAAGUGUAUUUGAGUCAGUGUAUUUCAAAUGCAUGCCAAUACUUUCCAAGUAUAUUUCCAAAUACAUUUCAAUAUUCAACUACUUGUCUUAAAAAUAAAAAUAAAUCGGAAUACUUACUUCUAAAUGUAUGUGAACAUAAUUGAGAGACUUGAAAUAGUAUUUGAACCCAGGUCUUGUCAGAGAGGCAUGUUUGUUCUACAUAACAUAUACUGAACAAAAAUAUAAAUGCAACAUGCAACAAUUUCAAAGAUUUUACUGAGUUUACAGUUCGGAAAUCAGUAAAUUUAAAUAAAUGGAUAGAUUUCACAUGACUGGGAAUACAGAUAUGCAUCUGUUGGUCACAGAUACCCCCCCAAAAAAAUGUAGGAGCAGAAAACCAGUCAGUAUCUGGUGUGACCACCAUUUGCCUCAUGCAGGGUGACACAUUUCCUUUGCAUAGAGUUGAUCAGGCUGUUGAUUGUGGCCUGUGGAAUGUUGUCCCACUCCUCUUCAAUGGCUGUGCGAAGUUGCUGGAUUAUCUUGGCAAAGGAGAAAUGAUCACUAACAGGGAUGUAAACACAUUUGUGCACAAAAUUAGAGAGAAAUAAGCUUUUUGUGUGUAUGAAACAUGGGACCAACACUUUACAUGUAGCGUUUAUAUUUUUGUUCAGUGUAUUUCUAUCUGAACGUUCCAAAAUGUUGAACGCACCCCAGCUUAUUUAUGUUUUCCAUUUCAAAAUGUUUUCCUACUUCUGUGUUUUGCUAACGUUGUGCCCUACUGAACACGUCCCUGCAUCUCUGACUUGCCAAUCUCUUUCCCUGCAGACUCUGGAGGUGUGCUUUCGGUGGAGACGUUUGUCCUGGGAGGCCUGCUGGUGGUCCUGCUGCUGAUCAUUGGAGUGUUCGGGAGGCUGUGGCUGAGAACCAGACACUCCUACCCAGCACAGGAGGCCGCACAGCUCACUCUGUCCAAUAUACACCACAUCUCAGAGGUGGCCUCC